Messenger RNA from Selaginella moellendorffii, 2073 nucleotides. Its product is annotated as serine/threonine-protein kinase PEPKR2. Gene Ontology annotation, molecular function: ATP binding; protein serine/threonine kinase activity. The transcript has 6 exons. Gene Ontology annotation, cellular component: cytoplasm; nucleus. NCBI's taxonomy places the organism in Eukaryota, Viridiplantae, Streptophyta, Lycopodiopsida, Selaginellales, Selaginellaceae. The record is from RefSeq and is a predicted model, not a curated record. Gene Ontology annotation, biological process: protein phosphorylation; mitotic DNA damage checkpoint signaling. Bases 1105 to 2040 code for a protein of 311 amino acids.
AUACUAUCCUGCGUAGCGGUCGCAGUGAACAAUGGCAAUUGUGAGGACGAUCCUGUCGCAAGUGUGUUUCUAAAUACGAGCCCUCGAAGCCUUCGUCGAAUCUUUCUUACCAUGGUGACUACAUUUCCUCGUUCACUACAAGCACUCGUAUUGCAUGCUCUCAUUCCUGUCGCUGCAGAACGUUUGAACUCGAUUCCUUCUGAAGCAUCACAGUAUGGUGUUGAUUUAACGUUGUUGCGGCUUUGGUUUUUCACAGAGCAGAGUUCUACAAGCGCUCCUCGAUAGGAAGCGCGUCAAAGUGUCAUGCAAGGCGGCCACUCCAUCCGGGGCUUUGUCAUUUCGACAAGCCAUUAUCGCGGCCCCCACGCUAUGGAAGAAAGCACUUUUUGUGAUCCACAGAAGCUGGCUUACAUUCUCUGAACUGUGUUUGGCACAAACUGACCAAUUGAACUUUAGGUAGCGGUGCAUGCGAUUGGCGAUGCAGCAAACGACGACGUACUUGCAAUUUACGCUGAUGCUAUUUCUAAACAUCCCCAUCAAGGACAUCGAUUGAGAGUAGAGCAUGCACAACACCUUUCGCCUGGACCACACCCCAAAUUUGGGAAGUUCAUAUCUGUGUCGAUGCAAGUAAGCAGAUGAAUGCAUGAUGCCUCCAUUGCCCUGGAUUUUUGCACAGCCAGAGCAACUUUUAGAUGAUGCUUACUACGCUGUGAAGAAACUUGGCGAGAAGCGCUCGCGCGGCGAGAAGCGCUCGCGCGGAUCUUAUAACUUCCGCUCCCUCCUCGGAAAUGGUGGUAGCAGCGAAUCGACUUGAAGGGAUCCGCACACUUGUGGAGAGAACACCUUCAGGCUGGAGUCAUCCCUGGAUUCCCGAGGAAAGGAUUUCGGCUUGGGACGCAGUGGCAGGGUACACAUCCUCGGCAGUUUUUCCUCGAGUAGUUUCUACUUUCGUUGGUGGAAAUGCAUUCCUUUCUUAAGCGUUAUACUAUUUGAGAAAACACAGCGCAUCGUCGCCGUCGAUCAAACGCCAUCUCAGCCAUGUAGUUAAAUUCGGUAGAAGAAGCUAGGGUUUUUUGUCUUAAGCUUGUGAAAGAGAGAAGAACGAUGGCAGUGGUGAGUGAGUUUAGGGAGGAAGAUUGUGAAAAGCUUCUUAGCAUUCAUAUGUUGGGGCAGCGAGGUUUCAAGAAAGGUAGGACGCUGGGGUGUGGCGGCCAGGGGCAUGUAUUCGUGCUCCAGAAUCUGGACGGUCACAAGUCAUAUGCAGCCAAGGCAUUUCGAUCAGGGAGCGACGCUGAGAGAGAAGUUGGGAUCAUGGCCAAGCUCCGGGGCUGCCCUGGAGUUGUCUCCUUCAGAGAUUUCAUCAAGGAGAGAGAUGGAGGACAGUGUUUUGGGAGUAUUAUUAUGGAACUAUGUGGAUCUAGUCUUGCUGAUCGCUUGCGCGUUUCCGGGCAGAUGAGCGAAGAAGAAGCAGCUCAGAUUAUCAAGCAGCUGGCAGAGACCCUCAAGGAGAUGCAUUCGAGAGGCAUAGUUCACCGGGAUCUCAAGCCGGGCAACAUCCUUUUCAAGCUAGACGCGCGCGACAAAGUGGUGAUUAGUGACUUUGGUUUGGCCACAGACGACCCUGAGGAGAUGUCGCAGUACUGUGGCACGGGGAAGUACAUGGCACCCGAGGUGGCAGAGAACAAGGAUGGGAGCUUCUACACAGCAGCUAUCGACGUGUGGGGGCUUGGAGCGAUUUUAUACGAGAUGCUGGGAAAGAGAGGAUAUCAGCCGAGUGAAGCAUUUGAUCGUGUGCGACAGGGGGCAUCCCCGGUUGGUCCUUUCUCGUUUGUAGCGGAGGAUCUCCUUGAGAAGAUGCUGGCUGUGGAUCCGAAACAAAGGCUGACAGUCGAUCAGGUUCUACAACACCCAUGGAUUGUCAAGCUUUGCAGAAGCAGCAGCAGUAGGAUCUACAGGACGUGGAGGAGGCCCUGUGGUGCGAAAAGGAGUGCUCCUGGCCUCGACAAGGACUUGGUCGUGAAGAAAGUUCGAGCGGCUUAAAAGUGGCAGCAGUCAGUCCGGUAAGCACACUUG